Molecule: messenger RNA, 8336 nt
Organism: Cygnus olor (mute swan)
Lineage: Eukaryota; Metazoa; Chordata; Aves; Anseriformes; Anatidae
Gene: STX19
Product: syntaxin 19
Exons: 3
Coding region: 3672-4547 (291 amino acids)
Biological process (GO): exocytosis; synaptic vesicle fusion to presynaptic active zone membrane; intracellular protein transport
Cellular component (GO): synaptic vesicle; endomembrane system; presynaptic active zone membrane
Molecular function (GO): SNAP receptor activity; SNARE binding
Source: RefSeq, a predicted model, not a curated record
UCCAAUCCCUUACCAAUUGGAAAGAAUAUAGACUAACUGAUUUGCAGAGUGAGAUCAUUGUUUUGUCAGUGAGGACUUCAUGAUACAUACUGCACCUGCAACUGUGACUUAUGUCAGUACAAAAGCAUGACAUUACCACCUUUCAUUAUCUAAAGUUUCUAUAGAGAACAUGAGAAUCAUUGCCUGCAUACAUGGAAAGAGUGGUAUAUCCCUUUCCUCAGGUCUUCCACACAUUCAUAACAUGUUAUUAAACUCCAAGGCACAAUCCUAGUUUUGCCUCUUAUUCACUGUGCAUCUCUGAACCAAAUGCUUCAUUAAAAAAAAGCAACAUCACCACGUUUUUCUAAUUGGAAUGGACUAGAUUUUGAAAGUAUAAAAGCUUUUAAUAUAGAUGAUUCACAACCUACUAUAUUUUCCCACCCUACUAACGCUAAGAUCUAACUUCUAUUACUUGUUUAUCCUUUUCUCUCCUAGGAUUCUUUUCCUAUAUCAUGCAACACCAUAAAAAUCGACAUAAGACAACUACAUUUCCAACAACAUGAGCACGUUAUGAAUUUCUGGCCAACAGCUAAAGAACAUCUAAAUUAUUUUAAAUAACUAAGGUCUACUCCGUAGCCCCAACCCCAUCUCCCUUGGAGUGCUUACUCCAGCAGCAGGGUUUUGUGACACUUUUCCAUCAAUCCUGGACUCAUUUUUACCUGACUCGUGUACUCCUUGAAUAUUCAGACCUGCUUUAUUCUAUUUGAACCACACAUUCAUACUGUUUCAAUGUUUCUUCCCUUCCCAUGACUAUGUCACACUAGUUAGAGAACUCCCCAACUCCUUAGCUUCAAAUGCGCUGUUCCUAUUCUCCUCCAUAUCGGUCAUUUUGGGUUUACCUGGUAGCUUUGUGGCAGUUAUGUUGGAUGAUACUCUCUCAAGGGGACAAGAAGCAAGAAUGCAUUUCCUCAGUGUCACAUUGUGAGCUAUGCCAGAGGCAACACACUACAGCCUAUUUCCCAGAGACAAAGACUGAAGAAAGCAAACGACCUUUACAUAUUAGUAUUUCUUAAGAAUGAGACAUCUAUUAACAUUUAAGUCCCCUGCACUGAAAAUGUUAUUUAUUUUACACUAUCAUAUACUAUACUCUGAUACUAAUCAGCUACCUUCCACAUAUAAAUGGCAUCUUUUUUCAGGUUUAUAGCCAGGGCAAGCUCUCUGUCCUUGAUAUUUUCCUGUUGAACAACUCCCACACUUCCCACAAACAGAAACUUGAAUUUAGAACUAUUCUUAAGUAUGUUUUUCCAAGGAAUUAUCAUCUUAAGACAGAGAUGAUAUAAGAGGAUAAUUUCAUCCAACCACCUUGCUUCCCGAUAAUCCUUGGCUUAAGCAUGUUUGUUUGCAAGACAAGUUAAUGGAAACUUUUUUCUUCCUUUUUUUUUUUUUUUUAAUAAACAAAGGAGAAAAUAAACAUAACCUGUAGCAAGAUUUCUUAGUUCCUUAAAAUAUAUCUUGGGGCAAUAAUGCAAGAUUCCAGAACACCAAACAGGUUCCUUCUUUUCUUGGGAGAAUAUAUAAGAGCACAGGCUUUUUAGCAAACUGAAAUUUUAAUUCAAAACCACAGUUACUCGAAGACACUGCUAUCAAAAACCAGUUAUACACCAUAUAACAGAGCUGUAAGACAACUGCAGCCUGGAAAUUGAUCAAAAAAUAUUUACUUUUAACCUGAAAUUCCUUUGGGACACAUUGCCUCAAAGCAUUCUCUACCCUGUGCCCUUCAUAACUAAGGGGCAGGGCAGAAAAACAAGCUGACCCUUAUUUUUGCUGCAGUCAAAAAAAAAAAGCUGUUUCAGCAGAGGUAAUGAAUAGAGUGUGAUGUAGAACAGAGAUUACACACCUCAGAGCUUUAAAGAGAGAAUUCUGUCCUUUGCUUGUCUGCAAGUCUUCCUCUUCCAGUGGACCUCAGCAUACUAAAACUAACAUUGGCAGCAUACAAAUUAAAUCAAAGAUCAAAUACAGAGUCUUCUUUUGUAUCAGACAUUUUAAUAAAGGUACUCAAUAAUCUAGAAACAGCAAAUAAAACUAUGGAACCUAAACAGGAGUUUUUGGUAAAUCAGGAAAAAGACAAAAACAAACAAAAAGCACAAAGAACAACACACCAGACCCCCAAAAGAAGCCACUGAAUCUAAUGACAACCAGUAACAAGAGUUCCAUAAGAUCAGCUUAACUACUUCACAUAUGCCUUUUAACUUAAUGCAUACCAAAUAUCAUUUUUGUAUAUACACUCCCUGAUAAAUGGGUCUAUAGACUAAGUAGACAGAUGAAAGAAUAUUCUAAAUGGCUGCUUCGCAAUUAAGCACAAGAACCUUUAAAUAUAUAUAUUUUAAACAAAGGAGAUAGUGAAUUUGAUGUAAAUGAACAUUUUGAAAAGAAUUGAAAAGAAUUUAGGACAAACUUUAUCAUCAUGACAAAUUAACAAUGGUGGUCUAUUAAUCAGGAUCUGUUAUUCUCCUAGGCAGAGGUAAUUGUCUUUAUCAAGACUUGCCUAGCCACAUGUCAUCAGUUUGGAGAGAUUCCCUGAUGAGUAACAAAUUAAAGUUAUAAAAAGUCAAAGAUUCUUGCAGUACCCUUAGAACAUUUGACAAGGAUGUGAAAACUGUGUUCCUAAACCUGUCAGCUAUAAAGAUGCCUACCAAAACAAAUACAAACUUAAUCACCAGUGGAUCUGCAUGAUAAAAAUAGUGGGGUGUUGGGAAAAGCCCUUCUAGGAGAUAAGGUAUGCCAGCAUGACCAAAAUGAAAUGCAGCAUGUGCAUUCCUCCUCCUCCCUCCCUCCCCCGAAUAGAGUAUGCUUAUGAAAGCAGGUCAAUAAUCCUUAAACUCUGAAAACAGCUUAGUGCUAGGCAAAACUGGGCCUGAUUCUCACUCCUACAGACUGUCUUGUUCCCUUCCUUACUCCCAUCCUACUCCCUACGUCCUGCUCCCUUUAUCCAUCCUGUAGCCCAGUCUGAUCUUUGGCUAUGUUUUCAAUAUCACACAGCUUUUAACUGUACCCAGAAAGUGCACAGCAACACAUGACUGCCUGAAUUACUACAGCCAUAUAAGAGGGACUCCAUAUCUACACAGUAUCUUUUUUAAAGACUAGCCUGCAGCUUGAGAUCCUGGUUCCAAACAAGGUUUCAGCAUGGGUUAACUCAAAUAGAAGAAAAUGCAGCAGCAGCUAUGUCUGAGGAAUGGCCAGAAACAUGGACAGACCUCGCUGAUGCUCUUCAGGGCUCCUUGGUCAAUGUUCCACCUAGGUGCAUAACACAUUACAGAUGUACCUCCAUGGAUAUUGCUGUGUUCAAUAACACAGGCAGCCAUUCAACAGUCUAAUUUUUAUUUUUUAAUUUUUAUUGUGGACAUAUAGUUAUAGAACAGCUACAUCAAGCUGACAAUUUCUCUUUUUUUAUUUUUUUGGAUUGAUUGUUUUUAACAUGGAAUAUGUCUUCAAGCAAGCUUCUGAAAUAUUUACAGGACUUUUUUCUUUAUUUGAAAGCAAAAAGGGAAAUUUAGAAUAACCGCACAGGCCAGGCUGAGCGUUAUACCCACAGUCAUUUGAAAGUGAACUAAGAAAAUAUUGGAUAUUGGAGUUAACUCUCUGUCUUGCAAGAGAGGAAAAAAACAAGCUAAGAAAAACUGAGUACAAAAACCAUGAGAGACCGCCUCCAAGAGCUUAAACUGAGAGCUAAGGAACUACAGAUAGUUGGAGAAAACAACCACCCACCUGUACAAGAAGAGCAGGAAGAGUUUGAACAGCAGGCCAUUAUUUACGAAAGGGAGCCCAUAACUGAAAGGCAUUUCCAUGAAAUCCAGAAGCUUCAGAAUGAAAUCAAUAAUUUGGUGGACGAAGUUCAUAAAUUUAGUCAACAACAAAAGAGCCUAGUAUCUUCAAUGAGAAGGUUCAGUGUUCUCAAAAAGGAAUCUAACAUAGCAAGAGAAAUCAAAGUUCAAGCAGAACACGUAAGAAAGGGUUUGGACGAACUGUCAAAAACAGUGAAAAAAGCUGAAAGCGAACAUGGGUUAUCAUCUGCCAUAGUAAGAAUUCUAGCUUCCCAGCAUGCUUUCCUAUCCCGGUGUUACCUAAAUGCUAUGCUCUCCUACAACGAAGCUAUAACAGUCAAGCAAGAGAAAUGCAGAAGAUUUAUCGUUCGUCAGCUUGAAGUAGCUGGUAAGGAGGUAUCUGAGGAAGAAGUCAAUGACAUGCUUCAACAAGGAAAAUGGGAUAUUUUCAAUGAAAACCUACUCACUGAAGUCAAAAUUACGAAAGCUCAACUUUCAGAGAUUGAACAGAGACACAAAGAACUAGUCAGUCUGGAGAACCAGAUCAAAGACUUGAAGGAACUUUUUAUCCAGAUAUCGCUUCUGGUAGAGGAGCAAGGGGAGAUGAUCAACAACAUUGAGAUCAGUAUGAACAACACUCAAGAAUACACUCAAAUAUCUAGAGAAAAAUUUGGACUUGCAGUCAAGUAUCGGAAAAGAAACCCUUGCAAAGCAAUAUGCUGCUGGUGUUGUCCAUGCUGCAAAUGACAAAGGAAAAAAAAACAUUUGAAGCAGCAACUGUUCCUAUUUAAUAAAAGUUCCUUAUUAGGCAGCCUCAGAAUCCUUCUAUUGAUUCAUUUUUCUUCCUAUUUCUCCUUCCACACACGUCUCAGGAAAAACUGCAUCUGUUUUUUCCAAACUGAGUUAGAAGAAUGCAAGGAGAUCUUCAUCUGUCCCUGAAUUUUACGAUUUUCACAGAAACACAUGAACUAGAAGGAAGGAUCAAAGGAGACGAGUGACGCUUUCUUGUUCUUCUGCUCAUAAGAAGCCAAAACAACGUUGCAACGUCUCCCGUGCUUUUGGGAAACAUCAAAAGGAUUGUUAAUCUCAGACAAGAUUCAUAAAACUGGUUGAAUUACCUUUUAUAAAAUAAUAUUCAGUAUUUAUUUAAUUGCCUUGCUGUUUUUUGUUUUUAGCACUCAUAUUUUCUUGGUUCUUUUUUUUUUCCCAAGAAUCUGCAGUUCUACAAGUAAAAUCUACACAAAGUAGACAUCCUCAACAACAAUGUAGAACCUGAUACCUAAACUGUUUUCUGACUUUGUGUUUGGUUAUCAGGACUAUUUGAGCGCUGCUUCUACAGGAGGUUACUCACAGGCCAUCCUGAUAUCAUGAAAUAAUGCCCAAAUUGUAGUAGGACAGCAUGCACUGUUUUGGAGCACGCAAAACAUAUCUGGUUAUUUAUUUAAUAGCAUCUUCUUGUAUUUCUUACAAAUAGGUUUUGAGUUGAUAUUUUCUGAGCACAUCAAAGGUCAUUAGCAGCAGAAGACCACAUCAAACCAUUUGUCAGCAUCCUGCUGAGAAACCAAUUAUUAACAAACUGACACAGAGAUACUUAUAUUAUUCAACUACCUAGGUAGACACCUACCCCGUGAUGGUGGGGGAAAAUGAUACUUCUAUUACUCCGUGAUAAGAUGCGUUCUUACUGCUGCCUGGCCUAUACAAAUAUGCAGUUGCUUCUGCAGUCUCACUUUCAUUAAUUAGAAAAUAAAUGAAAAAAAUUAAUCAUUACAAAAAAUUCUAUAACCUGGAACCAGGGAAUUAUGUCAGAAGGAAUUUCUGGGUGACAUCCAGACCAACAUCUUGCUCAGUCUCUUGGUCUUAUCAGAACGAGCAUUUCCCUGGUAGAACCUCUUGUCCACCACUUCUCAGCCUAUCAGCACCUCUCUGAGAAGAGCCACGUUCUGUUUCCUCCACACCUCCCUAAUAAGUACUGGUAGGCAGCGGUAAGAUUUCCCCUCCUUGUUUUCUUCUGAAGUCUGAAACAAAUGCAGCUCUCUUGCCUCUCCUUAUGUCACAUGCUCCAGCCCCUGACUAGCCUGGACUCACUGUAGUGUAAUCAACAUUUGUCUUCACUGUCUUUUCUGUAGCGAGGCCAGACCUUUAUUUGCACUGCUACAGGAGUGGCCAGAAGAACCACCUGGGGGUUUCCAGAACACUAAAUGGUCCUAUGAAAUUCUGCUAUUUAUAGAAACCUAGGAUCCUCAUUUAAGAGUGCAAGACUGAUGCCUAAAUUAGUAUUAUAAGUCAAGGGAAAUAGGAAUACUUUACCUUAGUAAAAUGGAUACAGGACACACAGAAGAAGGCAAUAGUGUGUAUUGACUGAAACAUCCUUGAAAGAUUUAGACCUACCAUCAUUUUAAUUAAUUCUCCUUUUAAAGCUUUAAAUUGCAGCCUAGUUUAAUCCGUAUAGAUUAUGGAUGCCAGAUACUCCACAUCUACAGACAGCUAAACUGACUGUGUCAGCUGCUAACACUUCAUGCCUGGAGGACUUGCAAUGGAAUCCAGUCCAAAGAUGCUAGCAAGGAUUAGAUAAGAGGCAAACUCCUAUUUCUUUUUGUAUCAGCUUAAUUCAGGUCAGACUGUUGGCUACACACCCUCCAGGCUUCAAUUACACCAGCCUAUCAACAGCACUUGUAUCAUCCUUCCAUCUCUAUUUACUUUGUAUUUCCUUUGUACUUCUUUUUUUUUAAUUCCAUCUUGUCAAAUUUUCAUUCAUAGUGAUGCCAUUUCCAUGCAUGAAUGUGGGCAUACAUGCCUCCCUACCCACAUAAGUGCAUGGAAAUAUACAUAUAUUUUUUUAAAAUCACAAUUAAAAUCACACUUUACAGUGGGAUUGGGUUAAAUUCCCAUUGUUUCACAAAAAUUAAUAAGCAGUUUCCUUUUAACAUCUUAACUGAAUGCAAAUCUUCAGUACAAGAACUGUAUAAGGUACCUAAGAACCUACUUUUCCGAUUUAAUAGUUCAGCAGUUCACAGAGCUACUUAUCCUUCUGUUUUACGCACACCGCUUGUUUUGUUCUUUUUCCAGCUUCUGAUGAGUUACAUUCACGUGUCCCUCAAUAUUAUGAGCUACAAAAUGUGGGAAAGAGCUAAGAACAGCUAGACAUUGACUCAACCAGUCCCUGAAGAUAACUUAGAUGUUCCUAUGAAAUGGCUGAAUUAGCAAGACAGGAAGCACACCACUGCUUUAUUUUAUAGCAGCAGUUAUUUCUGCAGAGAAGAGAAACAAGUAGAUGGAGACUAUUUUUGCUUGUCCCAGUGAGUGCCAUCUGCCCUGUACACAACCCCUUUGGGAACUGAAUGAGAAAUAGUGCUCUAAUGCAAUUCUAAAUGGAAAAUAACAGUGCAACUGACAUGAAAAAGUUAUUUCAAAAAACAAAAACCACCACAGGAAUGUAUUUCUAAAUACAUUUCUUUAUACUGUGCAAAGACAAUCAAUACCACUAUAUCUGGAUACACUCAGACCAAAUUGCGCUGCAAUUCUGCAAUACACUAACUGAGCUAGAUGCCUUUGAUUUUUUUCCCCACCAGAUGCAAUUAAUCUAUCACAAGGGACUACCAACUUAUUUUCACAUUGCUAGAUUUAGAAAUACGUGGAUUUGUUCCAUCCCAGCUUAAUAUCACUGCUGAGAUUAACUGUUAAAGUGCAACCAGAGGUCUGAACUUUAAAGUGAAAAAAGAUGAUUUACACAGUAGAAAAAAAAAUAAAACCUGAUAAUGACACCACUGAUACUAUUCCAUUAAAUAAUCUCCCCUAACUGCUGCAUUUAUGGAGCCACAUUUUUGUUCCAAAGGCAGAGUAGAAUCAAGCCCAUAAUCAAUACAGGGAAAAAUUUGCUAUGGCCAACGUGCUCUUUCACACACACACACACACGUGUAUAUAUAUAUACACACGAAUACAAACACACAUGCAUAUGUGUAUGCAUACACAGAAACACCACCCCAUCUCCCAUUCCUGUUCUUACUUUUAGAAAAGAAGGUACGUAGCAGCCAUCUUUCCCUACCCAGCCCUUGAAACAGAAGGCAUUACUGUAGUUCUGUGAAGGAUUAUCUCACGCACAGUUGACAGAAGCAAAGACCAAAACACAACAAACACCACCUGCUGACACAGCGUCCCCCACGGCAGAAGUGUCCACACAAGCAUCCUUAUCUGUGAGAGAAAUGUGUUUCUGGGCUAGCCCUUCCUUUUCACACGACAAAGAUGUCUAACCAGACAAACAGACAAUAGUUAUUUCAAAUAAAUGUAAGCCAUACAUUAAAUCCUGAAAGAAAAAUUCAAUCUUCAGUAAUACUCAGGAAGACAACUGCCUAGGCAUACGCAAGUAAAUAAUUCAAGUAGUUUUCAGCUUUAUAUUGUUAGAAAACUGCAAAACAAAUCUAAGUAACAUGCUGAAGAAUCUUCAAGAAGAAAGACAUCAAGACUUGAGCAGUUUGUUGUGGUUUUUUUUUUUUUAAACACAAGGUUCUAUUAUUACACUGACAUCAUGAAUAUCCAGAA